AUGUUGUCUAGGACCUCGUUACGCGGGCUUUCUCGCGCCCAUCUGCGCUGCAACUUGUCGACCCGCGCGUCAGCAAUCCUCUCCGCACUCGAGAUCUCCGCAGACACGGAACUAGCGGGUGUAUACCAUGGUGAGUGGACAGGGACGGGGGAUAUCUUGGAGAGCGUGUGCCCGACGACGGGCGAAGUCCUCGCGCGCGUACGAUCUGCCUCGCCUCAAGAGCUGCAGACUGCGCUGGAGAAGUCGAGAGAAGCCUAUGAGCUCUUCAGACUGGUUCCGGCACCCAGACGCGGAGAGAUACUGAGGCAGAUUCGAGAGGCGCUUGCGGCCAAGCGCGAAGCAUUAGGCGCGCUGAUGUCACUAGAGAUGGGCAAGAUCAAAACGGAAGGUGUUGGUGAGAUCCAAGAAGUUGUCGACAUUGCCGACUAUGCCGUUGGGCUGUCGCGAAUGAUGAAUGGCCGAGUGGUCGCCUCUGAGCGCCCAGGUCAUAGUAUCUACGAAGUACCGAAUCCGCUUGGGGUUGUGGCGGUGCUCUCCGCCUUCAACUUUCCAGUAGCGGUCUAUGGCUGGAACUUGGCUCUCUCACUAGCGGCGGGGAAUGCUACUCUUUGGAAGCCAUCGCCGAGCACGUCUUUAUGUUCAAUUGCUGUCACAAAGAUUGUGUCCCAGGUGUUGGAACAGAAUGGUUUGCCGGGCGCUAUUGCUGGCCUUGUUACGGGCGCCAAGGACGUUGGUGAGGCUGUCGUGGAAAGCCAGGAUGUGGAUAUGGUUUCAUUUACGGGUAGCGAAGCUGUCGGGCGUCAGGUUGGUAAGGUGGUACAAUCUCGUUUUGGCAAGGUACUUCUCGAGUUGGGAGGUAACAAUGCUUCUAUCAUCAUGCCCGACGCGGACCUCUCACUUGCCGUGUCUGCCGUGUUCUUCGGAGCGGUUGGGACCGCUGGCCAACGUUGCACGUCUACGAGGCGUCUCUACUUACACCGGGACAUUGCACCAGAAUUCCUAUCUCAACUCCAAUCGCUGUAUGCCUCCGUUCGGCCCGGAGACCCUCUGGAGCCAACGACGCUGCUCGGACCGCUACACACGCGCGCUGCGAUGGGUGUGUACUCCUCUGCCGUGGACCGUCUACGAAAGACUGGCGCUGAGAUCCUCACGGGUGGCGCUUUGUAUGAGGGUUUGGCGAGCCCGCUGGAUGGGGGCAAUUUCGUGAUGCCGACAAUCGCUGUGCCGAAGACAGUGGACCUUGCGGAUGCGGUGUGGAAAACAGAGACAUUCGCACCGGUGUUAUGUGUAGGCGUGUUCGACGAGUUGGAGCAGGCGAUCAAGUGGAACAAUGGGGUACCUCAGGGACUGAGUAGCAGUUUGUGGACGAGAGACAUCAGGAACGUCGGAAAGUGGAUCGGGCCAGUCGGCUCCGAUGCUGGUAUCGUCAAUGUCAACGUUGGCACGAGCGGCGCGGAAAUUGGUGCAGCGUUUGGCGGAAACAAGAGCACUGGAUGGGGUCGUGAGUCGGGAGGCGAUGCAUGGAAACAAUACGUCCGCUGGAGUACAUGCACGAUCAACUAUUCAGACAAGGCUCCUCUCGCCCAGGGAGUGCAGUUCUCAUCUGCUGCCUGA
This is a messenger RNA of Fibroporia radiculosa, 1614 nucleotides long. RefSeq lists its product as uncharacterized. Gene Ontology annotation, molecular function: aldehyde dehydrogenase (NAD+) activity. Lineage: Eukaryota; Fungi; Basidiomycota; Agaricomycetes; Polyporales; Fibroporiaceae. The transcript has 12 exons. The coding region runs from base 1 to 1614 and encodes 537 amino acids. The record is from RefSeq and is a predicted model, not a curated record.